Pseudogymnoascus verrucosus is the source of this 1775-nucleotide messenger RNA. RefSeq lists its product as uncharacterized. Lineage: Eukaryota; Fungi; Ascomycota; Leotiomycetes; Thelebolales; Thelebolaceae. The record is from RefSeq and is a predicted model, not a curated record. Bases 552 to 1775 code for a protein of 407 amino acids. The transcript is spliced from 2 exons.
GAACGGAGAGGAUUAGAGAAGAGAGAGGCAGAGGAAGAGGACGGGAGAGGACGAAGAUGAUUAGGAAUGUGAAGGAGAGAAGGAGGAGAAGGAGCAGCAGGUCACCUAUGAAGGGUUGAUAUAGCCUCGUCGACUAGGUGGAUUUAUAGAUCCUCACCGUGACACGGCUGACGGUCAACACUGCGCCUCCAACCACAGCAAACCAAUCUCACCUUCCCCCUUCCAACUCUGCCACCGCCAAUCGAGCCGCGCGGAUCCCCGGCCCCUUCCCUCGCGCGGUACCAUCCUGCACCUACCCUGCACUACGCUGUACAUAGGAGCGCCAACACUGUAUUGGGAGGCACCAGGGCGCCUCAAUGCACGGCCCCUGUCACAGCCAGCUGAAGGAGCAAGAAUCGUGAGAUUAUGUCCUCUUCGCCCCAGCCCCAGUUGCCAGCCUUUUCCCUCAUGGUCUGGAAUCAUCUGGUCAGGGUUCCCAUCUCCUCGCACUCUCGAACCGCUGCCGGAUCCGCGACGACGACGACGACGACGACGACAGAAGAACGACGACGAUGAAGAAGCGUGCGCUGGAGAGCGACGUGAGAGCGAUGGCCGCUGGCAACGCUGAGCGACAGGACGCAGCAGCGUUGCAAAAUCCGACAAACGCCCAACUAUCCUCAGAUUCAGAUCUCGAGGUAACUCUCUCACUCAAUGAUGCCAAACAGAUGCCCUUCACGGGCACCACCAUCGACAAUGGGACGAAACUAUUUGCCUCCGUCACAACCACGUCAGAGAAGAUAGACAUUGCACCCACACUCUACAUCGCGGGCAUCGAGCUCGUCGAUAUGAACGCGCCAACGGAAGCACCCCAGCAUCUCUUGCGAAACUCCGCAGAUUGCAUCUACAAUCCAGGGCUCGCUAAAUGCAACAUAAACACCGUACUGCAAUACUCCCGCGACAACAAGGCCUUCCCUCUCGAACUCUUCCUCACCAACGCCAAGAUCACCCUUGGACACAGAUACACUGUCAACCUACGCUACUCAGAUAAACCUACUCCACUCCCCGGUGAUCUCGAGUCGGCCACCGCACAAAAUGGCGCGGGUGGAGAUCUCAUCUUGUCCGCCGACGGCAAGCCCCCUACCGCCGACGACCCAAAUGCAGCAUCCACAACCUCAAGCUCAACCACAACCUCUUCCGGGCUCAUCAACGGCGGGAUCCCUAAGCCGACAGGGACAUUGACCGAGUCGCCCGAUUCAGCCACCGCGACGUCCACCACCGUACCCUCCUCAGCACCGCACUCGACACCGAGCAGCAAGGGGCUCAGCACAGGCGCGAAGGCGGGGAUCGGAGUCGGUGUCGCUGCUGCGGUGUUGAUCGUGAUCGCCCUGCUGGUGGCAUGGUGGGUUCGCCGGACACGGCGCGCGAGUACGCGGAAUGGACGCGGGGCUGGGGAGAAGGAGAGCGUACUUGCUGCUGCUGCGCCGGGAGGAGCGGGAGAGUACAGAGAUGCUGAUGAGGCUGGGGGUGCGGUUGUGGGUGGGGCCGUGGGUGGAACUCCUGUGACCAGGAAGCCUGUUGGCGUGCCGGCGGUGACGAAUGAGGCGGCGCUUGCUGAUGCUGUGAGCCCUGCUUCGACGACUGUGGGUGUUGUGGGGGCGCAACAUAGGGGUGCAGGAGGAGAAGGGGCGGCUCAGGAGUCGAUGUUGAAUGCCGAGGAGAGGGAGAGAUGGGAGGAAGAAGAGAGAAGGCUGGAUGAGGAUAUUGCUGAGGCCGAGAGGAGGCGACUCGGUGCGUAG